This is a messenger RNA of Triplophysa rosa, 1944 nucleotides long. It is a transcript of the gene erp44, whose product is annotated as endoplasmic reticulum protein 44. The record is from RefSeq and is a predicted model, not a curated record. The coding region runs from base 110 to 1333 and encodes 407 amino acids. NCBI's taxonomy places the organism in Eukaryota, Metazoa, Chordata, Actinopteri, Cypriniformes, Nemacheilidae. The transcript has 11 exons.
AGUCCUGGCCGUAUGUGCUGCCUGUUUCCUGCAGCAGACGAGAAGGAGGUGGUAUCGAGAGACUGGAGAGAUCCAACAACAGCGCAACCUCAACCAACACCACUAUACAAUGAAAUUAUCAUCAAUCAUACCCGCUUCCGAACUGCAUUACUUCACCCUUCUACUGGUAACGGGUCUGUAUAGUCCAGGACGAGGGGAGAUAACCAGUCUGGAUUCUGGAAACAUCGAUGACAUCCUUAACAAUGCAGGGGUGGCUCUAGUCAACUUCUAUGCAGACUGGUGUCGAUUCAGUCAGAUGCUUCAUCCUAUAUUUGAGGAGGCGUCGAAUAUAGUGCGGGAGGAAUAUCCAGACGCUACACAGGUGGUGUUUGCGCGGGUGGACUGUGACCAGCACUCUGACAUAGCCCAGCGCUACAGGAUAAGCAAGUACCCCACGCUGAAGCUGUUUAGGAAUGGCAUGAUGAUGAAGCGAGAGUACAGGGGUCAAAGGUCAGUGACCGCCAUCGCUGAUUUCAUCCGCCAGCAGAAAGUGGAUCCAAUCAGAGAGCUUCAGAAUCUGGAGGAGAUCAGCACUUUAGACAGGAGUAAACGCACCAUCAUUGGUUACAUAGAGCAGAAAGACUCAGAAAACUAUCAUACCUAUGAGAAAGUGGCCAACAUCCUGAGAGAUGACUGUGUUUUUCUGGCAGCUUUUGGUGAGGUUUCUAAGCCAGAGAGAUUCAGCGGUGAUAAUAUUAUUUAUAAGCCAAUUGGAGAGAACGCUCCUGACAUGGUCUACAUGGGCUCACUCACAAACUUUGACCUGAGUUACGCCUGGUCGCAGGACAAGUGUGUGCCGUUAGUCCGAGAAAUCACCUUUGAAAACGGAGAGGAACUGACGGAGGAAGGCCUCCCGUUCCUGAUCCUCUUCCAUCUGAAGGACGACACGGAGAGCCUGGAGAAGUUUCAGCAGGAAGUUGCCCGCCAGCUGAUCAGUGAAAAGGGUUCUAUAAACUUCCUUCAUGCUGACUGUGAAAAGUUCCGACACCCUCUGCUGCACAUUCAGAAGACCCCCGCCGACUGCCCUGUAAUUGCCAUUGAUAGUUUCCGCCACAUGUAUGUCUUCCCAGAAUUCAGCGAUCUCGCGUUUCCAGGAAAGCUGAGGCAGUUUGUAUUGGACCUGCACUCAGGAAAGUUGCACAGAGAGUUUCAUCACGGCCCUGACCCCACAGACAGCACUCCAGGACAGGAGGAUGAUAGAGAGGUGGCCAGUAAUCCCCCAGAGAGUUCAUUCCAGAAGUUGGCGCCCAGCGAGACACGCUACACCAUCCUCAGGGACCGGGACGAGCUGUGACACAUCAAGACCCAACCCAGCAGUCAGCCAAUGCAUACACAGCACUGCCGCUGACUGCACAACCUCUAUUUUCAUAAUUUUUAUUUUAGAUAAAAAAAGUGAGAAGGUGAACCCCUGAGGUUUUUUUGGGGGUGGGGAAUGAAGAGGAGCGUUUUUACUUUUGUUUUUGGAGCUUGUAAAUAUGUUUGUGCUCUGUGGCUCAGUCUUGUCUAAAUUAAAAACAUUACUUUUUUUGUCCCUACAUUUUGUCAGCCCAAGGCCCCCUUUUUUGUAGGAAGAUAUUGGUACAACGGUGGCCCUCUUUGUUGGGAACGUGCAUUAAGUUGACUAUGGAUCUUGAGUGUGAGCGAGUGGAAUCUUGGGAAAAUGUAGUCUAAGAACAAAUCUGCAGUCAACCUGUGGGGUUUCACUCCAGUCCUCAACAGAGCGUGCCCAGUAUGUGUAUGCGUGUGUGCGUGUGUGUGUGCACAUGUAUGUUACAUGUGCUUAUUAGUCUGUAUUUGUAUGUACUGUAAUGUUCCGGAUUUGGUCAAAUUCACGCUCUCGAAGAUCCAGACUCACUAGUCUCAUAUCGGCCUAUUCCACCUGGGGAUUGGUCAGGGGUGGGGGUU